AUGCUUAGACUAGACCCGGUUAUCCACCCAGACACAAAAAACAAGCGGUUCAAGUUUGAAGACUUUCUCCGUAAGGAGUUCUCCUUCGGUCUAGAUCCUGACAGACCCGUCUGCCAGUUCUACAAGCCCAAUCAGCCAGACUCUUGCCCCGAGGGUCCCUUCUGUCCAAACAAGCAUGUUCCAUCAAUGUACAAUAACAAGAUCGUGUGUAAGCACUGGCUCCGUGGCCUCUGCAAGAAAAACGACCACUGUGAGUUUCUCCACGAAUACAACUUGAGAAAGAUGCCCGAGUGUCUCUUCUACUCGAAGAACGGCUUCUGCACUCAGACGGCUGAGUGUUUAUAUUUGCAUAUCGAUCCCCAGCAAAAAAUUCCUGAAUGCCCACUUUACGAGCAAGGUUUCUGUCCCGAUGGUCCGGAUUGCCCCAAUAGACAUGUCAGAAAGAUCCUCUGUCCCCAUUAUGUGACUGGAUUCUGCCCCAAGGGCUAUGAAUGUGAUUACAGUCAUCCAAGAUACGACCCUAAUGUGGCGAGAGAAAGUAAGGUGAAGAAGUUGGUCAAGGGCGAGACGAGAGAAAUCGAAAAGAUCUCGUAUGACCAGCCGCUCACGGACGUUGUAAGACCUCCCCCUCCCCCACCACCUCCCCAGGCAACCUAG
This is a messenger RNA of Candidozyma pseudohaemuli, 657 nucleotides long. It is a transcript of the gene YTH1, whose product is annotated as cleavage polyadenylation factor RNA-binding subunit. Gene Ontology annotation, molecular function: metal ion binding; RNA binding. The coding region runs from base 1 to 657 and encodes 218 amino acids. The record is from RefSeq and is a predicted model, not a curated record. Lineage: Eukaryota; Fungi; Ascomycota; Pichiomycetes; Serinales; Metschnikowiaceae. The transcript has a single exon.